This is a messenger RNA of Microplitis demolitor, 1668 nucleotides long. RefSeq names its product mitochondrial import receptor subunit TOM40 homolog 1. Gene Ontology annotation, molecular function: transmembrane protein transporter activity. Gene Ontology annotation, cellular component: mitochondrial outer membrane translocase complex; mitochondrial outer membrane. NCBI's taxonomy places the organism in Eukaryota, Metazoa, Arthropoda, Insecta, Hymenoptera, Braconidae. Bases 212 to 1198 code for a protein of 328 amino acids. The record is from RefSeq and is a predicted model, not a curated record. The transcript has 6 exons. Gene Ontology annotation, biological process: protein import into mitochondrial matrix.
UUACAAAUGGCGACACACGGCAAGACACGCUGCCUUUUAUAACCCGCAUUUACUGGUCAAUAAUUCCAGUGUAUUUAAAUAAUAAUAUAAUUAUUUUUAAUAAACAAUAAGCUAAUAAAUAUAUAUAUUUAUAUUAGUAAUAAAAACUGUGUUGAUAAAUAAACUAUAUUUAUUAUUUAAAUUUAAACUAAAAUAAAUCUACAUAUUUAUAAUGGGUAACGUUGUGGCAGCUUCAGCACCACCUCCACCACCGCCUAUGUCGGUACUCGCACCGCCAGAAAUACCAAAAGAUCAUCAACUAGGUCUGGCUUCAACUGAAGUAGCUCAGAAAAUUGAAAAUCCCGGUACUGUUGAAGAACUUCAUAAACUCUGCAAAGAUGUGUUUCCAACAAAUUUUGAAGGUGCUAAAUUUAUGGUCAACAAAGCGCUUAGUAAUCAUUUUCAAAUAUCACAUACAUUAUCAAUGAGUUCUGUGGUUAAAUCUGGAUACAAAUUUGGAGCAACAUAUGUAGGUACAAAACAAACAUCACCAACGGAGGCAUAUCCGGUACUACUAGGUGACAUUGAAUCAAGCGGAAAUUUAAAUGCCAAUAUAUUACAUCAAUUUCAUCCGCGUAUCAAAACAAAAGUCGCAACACAAGUACAAAGAAGUAAAUUCACUGCUGUACAAAUGACAUCGGAUUAUCGUGGCGAUGCAUUCACAGCAUCACUUACUGUUGCUAAUCCCGAUAUUAUCAACGGCUCCGGAGUUAUGGUUGCUCACUAUUUACAAAAUUUAACACCAAAAUUAGCACUGGGUGGUGAACUUGCUUAUCAACGUGGUUAUGGUAUUCCUGGUGGUUCCAUUGCUGUCGGUUCUCUUGUUGGUCGUUAUACCGCCGGUGAUUCAACAAUUAGUGCAAGUCUUGGUUUAGCAAGUUGCCAUCUAUGUUUCCAUCAACGUGCAAGUCCAACAUUACAACUCGGUGUCGAAUUAGAAGUUAAUGGAAGAAUACAAGAAUCAACAGCAACUAUUGCGUAUCAAGUUGACUUACCAAAGGCAGAUAUAGUUUUUAGAGGAAGCGUUGAUUCAAAUUGGUCAGUUGGUGCAGUACUUGAGAAAAAAUUACAGCCAUUGCCAUUCUCAUUUGCACUCAGCGGUCUUUUAAAUCACGCCAAAGGGCACUUCCAAUUAGGAUGUGGUUUAAUUAUCGGUUAAAAUAAUUAAAGAAAAAAUUAAAACAAAUAAUUCUUCUUGUUUUGUCUCAAUGUAAUAAUAAUAAUAAUAAAAAAAAAAAAUUAUUAUUAAUAUCAACACUAACAUAAAAAACAAACAAUAUAUGCAUUGAUGAUGCAAUAUCAGUUUUUGUCGAGGCUCAUGACACAGAAUUUAGUUUGGUCUGUUAAACUAAAGAAUAAAAUAAAAUAAAAUAAACAAAACAUUACUAAUAGAAAAAAUGGAAUUUUUUUUCAGCUAAUUGUGAAUAGUUACAUAUUAAUUUAAACAAUGUAUAAUAUUACUACAAUAUCCGGUUUCUUGCAUUACUAUUUAACGCAAUAUUAGUAGCAAAUUAUUGUAAUACAUUUUGUUACCACGUGGUUGUGUAUUUUUUUUUAUUCAUAGCAACUAUUACAUUUUGGACCUCAGUUUUUUUUUAAUUGUUUUAAAAUCAUUAGUCUUACUGUAUU